CCUUCUAACCUCCCCUUGACUCUCUGCCAUGCAAAAACCUCCUAUAAUUCCCACUCUCUCUAUCUCUUCCUCUUAACUUUAACACUAGACAUUCUUGCAAAUGUCUCAAAUCGACAUCAAAUCACCAAAACAUUGCGCCAACAAACGUUUCCACUUCAAUAAAAAGCUCUUCAAAAUCAUCUCAACACUCAUAUUCUCAAUCCUCUCAUUAACCCUUCUAAUUUGGUUCCUCCUCCACCCUUCAAACCCUCAAUUCAUCCUCCAAGAACUCGACAUCUACCAACUCAAUUUCACGUCCCCUCACGUGCUCAACUCCUCCCUCGAAAUCACCUUAGAAGCAAGAAACCCGAACCAAAAGGUUGGAAUUUACUACGACGAGUUACAAGCUUAUGCAUCCUACAAAAGACAGCAAAUUACACUAGACACCUCAAUUCCUCCUUAUUACCAAGGACAACAAGAUAGUAACUUGAUAUCGGCUUCUCUCGUUGGAAACGGCCUCCCUGUGUCUCCUUCCCUCGGUUAUGAACUUGGUCGUGAUCAAGCUUCCGGGAAGAUGAUAUUAGUCGUAAAGCUUGAUGGACGCAUAAGAUGGAAGGUUGCGAGUUGGGUUUCGGGAAGAUAUCGGAUAAAUGUUAAGUGUGUGACAAUUCUGCCUCUUACACCAUUUAAUCCAAGAGGGUAUAUGAAUUCUAGGCAGGGGACUCAAUGCUCUACCAACUUAUAGAAUUAUUAGAAUAUAGAUUCAGUAUUUUAUUAUUCAGAUCCUGAUCUAGCUAAGAAUCUUGAGUAUAAGAUUCAAGUAUAAAAUCAAAGUGUUUUAGUUUUUGAGAUAUUCUUAUUCUCUUUCUCUUUUCAGGUAAUUCAGAUUCCGGGUUCGGGUUCGGGUUCGUUGUGUAAUGAAUGUGGUAAGGACUGAUUAUAUAUAAGUAGAAUUAGCAAAAUGAACAUAAAGAUUAAUUAGCAAAGAGUGAGGAUUACUUGAAUUACUUUUAUCUUGUUUACUUAAUUUGCUCUAAUAAUAUGUUUUUACUAGUAUCAAUCAGUUAGAGGGGCAAAUGAUAAAUCCAAGGAAGAAUUUCACUUCUUCCAAGAAAAUCAA
Spinacia oleracea (spinach) is the source of this 1099-nucleotide messenger RNA. RefSeq names its product NDR1/HIN1-like protein 26. Lineage: Eukaryota; Viridiplantae; Streptophyta; Magnoliopsida; Caryophyllales; Amaranthaceae. Gene Ontology annotation, biological process: defense response to other organism. The coding region runs from base 101 to 724 and encodes 207 amino acids. Gene Ontology annotation, cellular component: plasmodesma; plasma membrane. The transcript has a single exon. The record is from RefSeq and is a predicted model, not a curated record.